Sardina pilchardus (European sardine) is the source of this 4678-nucleotide messenger RNA. RefSeq names its product Ras association and DIL domains 2b (gene radil2b). The transcript has 16 exons. The record is from RefSeq and is a predicted model, not a curated record. The coding region runs from base 182 to 3934 and encodes 1250 amino acids. Gene Ontology annotation, molecular function: GTPase binding. NCBI's taxonomy places the organism in Eukaryota, Metazoa, Chordata, Actinopteri, Clupeiformes, Clupeidae. Gene Ontology annotation, biological process: signal transduction; negative regulation of Rho protein signal transduction; regulation of GTPase activity. Gene Ontology annotation, cellular component: cell-cell junction.
CAGUAGAUACAGUGUAUGUUUUUCCAGAGUAACACAGCGAUCUGUGCAAAGCAUCCCAGUGCAUCCUCAUGAAAUUAAGGAAUGCGCAGCUAGCAAAAGUUUUUAGUGCCAUCAAAGACGUUGCCUACCAGCGAGAAAGUAGCGGCACCUUCGCGUGGAGUAGGCCAGUCAGGUCCAAAGUAUGACCUCAGAGGAACGAGUCUUGGGGACAUCCAAGGCAACGGUUGUAUCACCUGUGAACCUCCGCAAGCUCAGUUUUGGGAAGGUCGGAAGAAAGCAGAGCAAUGGAUCAGUUCACAGGGCCAGCUCGUGCAGCAGCAACAGCGGCGGCAGCAGCAGACCGGAGGCAGAGACCACCGGUCACCACCGGCAGCCGGCCAAGAGCAGGAUCCGCCAGCACCGGCACCGGCUGUCGGCCGUCUUCAGCCGCAGCGUCUCCACGUUGGGCCGGGGGGACGGCAUGGCCAGCGCCAGCGCCGGUGCGACCGGGGAGGAGAGCCUGGUGGCCGACGACCCCUCCGAGCUGUCCAAUCACGUGACGGCGCCGGGCAUACUGAAGAUUUUUGGCAACGAGAUCUGCGAGGGGGCCAACUACAAGAGUGUGCUGGCCACGACCCACUCCAGUGCCAGGGAGCUGGUCAAAGAGGCACUCGAGAGAUACUGUCUGAGCAAGGCGGAUGCGGAUUCCUACGUGCUCUGCGACGUGAUUGGCUGCAUUGGGGACCAUCAGUGGAGGACCGAGUGCCUCCGUGUCGUAGGUGACAACGAGAAGCCACUUCUGCUGCAGUCGUUAUGGAAACCCAGAGAGGGCUAUGCACGCCGCUUCGAGAUCCAGAAGCGUGCCAGUGUGGAGGAGAGAACUUCCAAGGACAAGGACACCGUGACCGCAGGCCUCAACGCCCAGGCCCGGAAGCUGCAGAAGACCCGCUCGCGCGGCAAGUCCAUCUUCCUGGACAUGAUGCGGCGCCGGAGCCAGACAGACGGCGGCCAGGGCCUGUGGCGGAGCCGCAGCGAGGCGGACAUCGUGGCCGAGGAGGAGGACCCCGAGGAGAGCCCCGAGGGCAGCCCCGACGCCCCCAGCAGCCCCUGCGGGUUCCAGGUGGGCCCCCCGGGGGAGAAGACGAGCGGGCCGUCCGCGUCGCGGGGUGCCGGCGGCGGCGGCGCGGGAGCCGUGGCGACGGAGGAGGAGGCCUACAAAGCCGCCCAGUGUCCAGCUCACGAGCGGGAGGAGACGGAGAGCAGUGACGACAACGGCACACAGUACUUCAUUCACCCGCCCUUCGACCUGCCCUACUUCCUGCUUCUGCAGGGCUACAGCGCAAGACAGGACUUUAUUAUUUAUCCGAUUAGCGGGGAAAGCACUGUGUUUGGCCACGGUGUCAGUGUAGCUGUUGGUGAGAAGGAGUCUUCGUCUGUGGACGUUUCGCUCUGGGCCCCAGACAUCGCGUCCCAGCACUGUGGCAUCCAUCGCCUGCAGCCCGACUCUUCAACCCCAGGAGAGGAGAGUGAUAAGGGGCCUUGCGCUACCUCCGUGAAGCCCUUCCAGGGAGCCGUGGUCAAGAGGAACGGCGUCGGCGUGACCCAGGAAGUCUCGUUGCGCAACGGCGACCUCCUCGGCCUGGGCGAGUACUACCUGUUCAUGUUCAAAGACCCCACCGCCGCCGCCGAAGGCCUGCAGCCUUACUGCGAACUGAUCUCGGUGCAGAUGCCCGACUCGCCGCUCGCGGAGCCGCUGUGCAACACCUGCGUCUCGUCCAGGACGAACCCGUCCAGGAGGCCGAGGGAGAGCGCAGACGUUCUCCUCCUGCCCUGUCUGAAGGGUUCCGAAGGCCAGGAGCUCUCCUUGGUCUACGACGCGGAGCACGAGGAGAACGUUCUGAGGGACAUUUUUUCGGCGGCGGUGGCUGGACGCGACGGAGAGCCCAAACUGACACCGGCGCUCCUGCUGUGCCUCUGUCUCCAGCGGUCGGCCACGCACUUCAGCACAGCCAGCCUCCGGAAACUUCUGCUGCGCAUCGCCAGUGAGGUCCAGACGACAGUAUGGCAACACGCAAAGGAGCUCGCUGCUGUCCAGCCAGAAAUGGCCAGUGCUAGCAGUCAAGACCCAGAGGAACUGCAGCCGCUGACUAUUGAUAAACUGGUCCCAGGCCUGCAGCCGUUGGUCCUGUGGAUGGCAAACUCCAUCGAGCUGCUGCAUUUCAUCCAGCAGGAAGUGCCUCGGCUCCUGCACGGCCUGACCCCAGAGGAGGAGCAGGAUUACAGGGAGGAGGAGGACGAGGAGGCGCACAUCGCACUGCUGGAGAUGCGUUUGUCUGCCGUGCGCCCAGCCAGCGAGGAGGCCAUGACGGUCCUGGAGGAGGUCAUUAUGUUUACGUUUCAGCAGUGUGUCUAUUACCUCACCAAGGUCCUUUACCCUUUGUUAGCAAGCGUGUUGGACAGCCACCCUUUCUCCGAGACCGGACAGCUUCUUGUGCCUGAAGACCUCAGCAGUCUCCUGGCCGUCCUCCAGAGGGCGCUCCAGCUGGUGAAGGACUUCCAGGUGCAUUGGGAGAUUGGCUCUCAGCUGCUUGCCUACCUCUUCUUCUUCAUCAACGCCUUCCUGUUCAACCUCCUCAUGGAGAGAGGUUCUGGAGGGACGUUUUACCAGUGGUCCCGCGGUGUCCAGAUCCGAGCCAACCUCGACUUGGUCAUGGACUGGGCCCAGGGUGUGGAGCUGGGAGAACUAGCGCUUGGCUGCCUCAGCAAGCUCUCCGCAGCGGUGAACCUCCUGGCAACGCCAAAGGAACAUCUUCUCCAGGACACCUGGCGCUCCCUGCGGAACGAGUUUGCGCAGCUGAACCCGGCGCAGCUGCACCACCUGCUGCGGGAGUACAGCCCCGGCCGGGCCGGCCCCCUCGCCUGGACCCCCUGCACCACGGAGGCCCAAGCCGCCUUCAGAACCGUGGACAUCCUGGAGAGUCUGGACAACCACCCGCCCCUGGUGCUGCCCUGCAGCGGGUUCGUGCUGGAGCUCCGGAGGCCCGUCAGAGACGCCGAGCUGACGGAACAGGCCGCGAGGCUGCAGGAGGUCAUCGACCGCCUUCCUCCUGGUGGUGGUGCUGAAACGAACCCAGGUACCACGCAGGACUCUGUAGUACCCAUGGAGGCCAAGGUCACCAAGAUGGAGUCUCUGCCCAUGGCCCAGCUGGAGGUUGGCCAGGUGGAGCGGGUGGUGCCCCAUCACGACGGUGGCGACUGGUCGCCGGGCCCCGUGCUCUCUGCCGAGCCUGGCUCACGCGGAGCCCCUACGAACGAGAAGUCGAUGAGCCCGGAGGUCCAGAGCGCGGAGCCUCAGAACCUCAGCCGUCGCCACCACCGCCACCGCAGCAGUAGAGGUCUGGCGCUGGACCCUGCUGGACCCUGCUCGCUCACCCCACCCACCACGCCACAGAGCCUCCGGUUGUCGGAGGCCGAGACGGAGACGGUGACCGAGACCGAUCACCACGAGGAGGAGAACGAUCUACAGCGCCGAAACGCCAGCCGCAACCACAGCAGCGCGGGAACGCACUUGAAAGACACAGUGAAGAAGAUGAUGGCAGAGGAAGAGGAGGAGGAGGAGGAGGAGGACGAUGAAGACGAGGAUGAGGUGUUCGCUGUGGAGCUGAGGAGGGGAGUGUGUGGACUGGGCCUCGCCCUGGUGAAUGGAACAGAGACUCCACUGGAAGUGGACGGGAUUUACAUCAGGUCCAUCCUCCCAGGCUCUCCUGCAGCCCAGAGCCACAGCUUGUGUCCAGGGGACCGCAUACUGGCCGUGAACGGCAUCAAUCUAGUGGGGAUGGACUACCACGGUGGGAGGGAUCUCAUUCGGCAGUCCGGUGAAAAAGCACGACUGCUAGUGGCCAGGUCCACAUCAUGGAGUGGGCGGAGCAGAGUGUCACAAGACUGCAUAAGCUGACAGUGACCACGGUUGCUGGACUCAGAAUGACACACAUGUGUAUCCAUAACCAAUUGUACAUGCGAAUAUUUAUGAUGUCUUUAUACACGUUUAUACAAAAAAUAUUUUUCAUGAUUUUAAUAUGAAUGUACUGUGUGUGUGUGUGUGUGUGUGUGUGUGUGUGUGUGUGUGUGUGCAACUGGUUGAUUGUCGUGUUAAAAACAGUCUUUGUGUGAGCACAAUAAUGAAUUAUUAAUCUUUAGUAAUAUUUGAUGUGCCUUAAGGACAUGAUAUUGCUAUGUUGUUUUGCCUGUCUAGACAAGCUUGUUUACCUUUUACUUUGUCCUAGUUGAGGGGGAAUAGUCUUUGAUAAAAUGACAUUGAUCAGUGUCUUUAUCUAGCACAUUCAACAUUGUUCCAACUUAUGCUUGUUUAUAGAAUAUAAAUAAUUAUUUUAAUUAACAGUGACAUAAUGGAGCAAAGGGCAGCUGCCUCAUACAGUGUGUUUCUUUUUAAGAAUUUUAAAAUGGAAUUGAUGGCGCUGAGUGUUGAUAUGUUUGUAACCCCCCAUGCAUGGACAGUAAACAGUAAACAGUACACUGCACACACACACACACACACACACACACACACACACACACACACACACACACACACACAUACACACACAUACACACACACACAGCAUGAAAUUGUUUACAAGAGAAAUGAUGAAGUGGAAACCACGUCUACCUAAAACUGAUAAUAUGAUUACAUGAACAAUAG